AUGUAUAAGGAGACAGUGAUCAGCUGUCGACCUGAUAGAGAAAUUCGGAAAACUAUUUUAGCACCCGGCGACUAUACUAUAGUGCCGUAUGAAGAUGCUCGAUGUAAAAUAAGAUUGAGCGAUGUAAAAUGUAAAAAUAAGGAUGGUCCAUGCGAUUUAAACGUGCCUGAGAGCCGAAUAUUUAAUCCUCCUUUCGACGGCAAUGUGAUAAUUGGGGAUAUGGAUGCAUUUAUUGAUAAAGAUUUUGAGUUGAUCUUACAACAGAUGUGCCACCAUGAGGUGUCUGUCGCUCGUUUAAUUUAUAAAAAUGCUCAUGGGGAUCUUGUUAAAGAGGUAUCUUGCAGAAUACACAUGAUAGAUAUUACUGAGGAACAGUUGAUUAGUGAUUGGAGCUGGGCUAGGCUGUAUGAAUCUGCUGUGCAUCAUAAGGAAAGAGGGGUGCAACUAGUAAAGGACAAAAGGAUUGUAGAUGGAUUUAGAAGAUUUUCAAAAGCUCUGAAAAUGCUUGUAGCAAUUGAGCCAGUUGAAAAAGGAAGUAUGGAUAAUGAGAGAGCCAAGGAGUUGGUCAAUUUAAGGGUUAAACUCUUCAAUAACAUGGCACACUGUCAGCUUCAGUUUGAAGAGUUUGGCGCUACAUUGGACCUCUGUAGCAGAGCCCUUACAUAUGACCCGGACAAUAUUAAGGCCCUGUACAGGCGAUGUAUUGCAUACAUAGGGCUACAUAUGUAUGAAGAGGCUUGGGAAGAUAUCCAAAGAGCUCUCCACAUUGAUCCCAAUGACAAAGCAGCAUUGCAGAAAGCAUCUGAAUUGAGGCCUCACAUUGAAAGGAUAAACAAGGAUUAUGCAAAUUUUACCAUACAGUCGUCUAACGAAGAUAUC
Molecule: messenger RNA, 879 nt
Organism: Brenthis ino (lesser marbled fritillary)
Lineage: Eukaryota; Metazoa; Arthropoda; Insecta; Lepidoptera; Nymphalidae
Source: the annotation of a GenBank genome assembly